AUGGAGAGAAGAGCUCGUGAGUCCCAACUACAACAAUCACCUGCAACAUUUGGCUAUGGUAAUUUUGGAUAUAAACAACACUAUGGAGGAGGAAGUGGUGGAUAUGGACAACAUUAUGGAGGAACAACUGGAUAUGGUGAAAUUCCUCAUUAUGGACGAAGUGGUGGAUCUGGAACAAGUGGUGCAUAUGCAGGAGUGCAGCAAUUCGGUGAUAGCAGUGGAUCCAAUACACAUGGUGGAUAUGGAGGAAUGCCAGAACAUGGAGGAAGUAAUGAUAGUCUACCGGAAUACUAA
Messenger RNA from Rosa chinensis, 294 nucleotides. RefSeq names its product glycine-rich cell wall structural protein 1.8-like. The coding region runs from base 1 to 294 and encodes 97 amino acids. The transcript has a single exon. The record is from RefSeq and is a predicted model, not a curated record. NCBI's taxonomy places the organism in Eukaryota, Viridiplantae, Streptophyta, Magnoliopsida, Rosales, Rosaceae.